AUGCCCGUUUUGAACGGUACCACAUGCCCCGUGCGGUCGAUUUCCACCCCGGGGUUCGACAGAUGCCCCUCCACGCUCCCACUGUCCUCAUCAUUCCAAGUUGAAGACGACACGGAUCAGGAAAGCUUAGAUAUGGUGGAGGCUCUGAAAAAGCUGGCUGUCAGCAUCGAAAAGACAAACUGUCUGUUAAGGAAGCACACGGAGUCUCUGACAUUCCUCAGACAGACUUUGUUCCGAGCUUACAGCAAGUCCAUCUCUAGCCCCACGGAUAGGAAUGUUGACAGAAAGGUUCCUGUCGAAGUACGAUGUUCCUUCUUGAAAAUCGUUGACGUAAACACCGUGAAACAGAACUUUGAAGCAGAAGUGUUCGUGGAAGCCAAAUGGCCUGAGCCGGGACUGAUAGGCAUUGCCGAAAAGGAGCUUCGCCAUGUAGACUAUACUCAGUACUGGAAUCCCAAGUUGAUGGUCCUCAACGUGGAAGGCACGCCUUCGUCUGAACGCAGUUCUUACACGGCUAAACCCCCAAUCGAGCCGGGCGCAUUGCCAAUGAUGGUCAUGAGAAGGAGAAUUAAAGGGAUAUUUCGAGAAAAUUUGGAGUUAGAGCAUUUCCCUUUUGAUGUGCAGGAAUUGACGAUUCAGAUUUCAACGGACAGAUCUGUAGAAGAAAUGGAAUUAAUAGAAGACAAAGAAGCCUUGAGCACCAUCAACACAGAGACGUUUUUAGAUUCGCAGGAAUGGGCCAUCCAUGAACACGUGGAGACGACUAGAAGUGAAACCACUGUGGAAGACGCCAGCGCUACCACGCGGCCAAUUCUGCACGUGCAAUGUCGCGUGGCAAGAAAAGUUGGCUACUUCUUCUGGAAUAUAAUAUUUGUGAUGUUCUUGAUCAGCAUCUUGAGCUUUUCUGCCUUCUCCAUUGGUGCCACUGUUCCAAACCGUCUGCAAACCACUAUCACCUUGCUUCUUACGGCAGUCGCCUUCAAAAUGGUCGCCAAACAGCACCUACCCAUGAUUUCAUAUCUCACUUACUUGGAUAUAUACGUGAUUGCCUCCCUUGUCUUCUUGUCCCUACAAGCCGUUCAGAACGCCAUGGCCUCCGCCUCUGUUACCGCCCUUGGGCAGGACCAAGCGGCAGUUAUCGACAACGUCUCUGUCACUGUGUUGUUAGGGGCCAUCAUUUUAUUUCACAUCUUGUUUGGUAUCUACAUUUACAGAACGGCCUUCAGACGAAGACGGCUGAUGUCAAAGAAAGACAGAGAAUACAAAAUCCGGAAAACCGAGCUUGAGAAACGGAAGAACGCUAACCACGCCAUAAUUGUCAAUGCAACUGACCCUAAAGAGGCCUCGGAUGCAACUGCACCUUUCCUGUGAUGGAUUCAUGAAGGACGAACCUGGUUCAUAC
Messenger RNA from Liolophura sinensis, 1402 nucleotides. RefSeq lists its product as uncharacterized. The transcript has 8 exons. Gene Ontology annotation, molecular function: extracellular ligand-gated monoatomic ion channel activity; transmembrane signaling receptor activity. NCBI's taxonomy places the organism in Eukaryota, Metazoa, Mollusca, Polyplacophora, Chitonida, Chitonidae. Bases 1 to 1371 code for a protein of 456 amino acids. The record is from RefSeq and is a predicted model, not a curated record. Gene Ontology annotation, cellular component: membrane. Gene Ontology annotation, biological process: monoatomic ion transmembrane transport.